Molecule: messenger RNA, 1900 nt
Organism: Gadus chalcogrammus (walleye pollock)
Lineage: Eukaryota; Metazoa; Chordata; Actinopteri; Gadiformes; Gadidae
Gene: tpk2
Product: thiamin pyrophosphokinase 2
Exons: 8
Coding region: 62-1090 (342 amino acids)
Molecular function (GO): 8-oxo-dGDP phosphatase activity
Source: RefSeq, a predicted model, not a curated record
UCUUGAACACAGCCUCGCUGCACCAUUGGUCGGGAGAAUACGGAAGUCUUCUCAUGUACCGAUGCGUUCGGGUAAAAUAGUGAAUGUAUAUUCUAGAUUUAUAGGGGUCAAAUAUCAUAAACGACAUAGGCCCUACUUGCUGUCAUCUAUUGUUCGUCGCUUACGAGUAGUGUCUUCACAAGCAGUCGAAAUGGCCACUGUCUGGUCAGAGAAAAUGCUACAAUUGCUCCGUAAAAUGAAUAACUUCCAUUCACCAGGGUCCUGCCGCGCCAGAUGUCUGCGCUUCAUGGUGGCGGACCAACAGGUCGGUUGGAUCCUCCCUCAAAUGGCCGCCAUUUUGAGGAACUUCCCAGACGUCUUCGAUCCGCCCAGCGACGGCGCCCUUUCCCUCAGCUCGAGGCUGGACACUCACUCCAAGAGGUCAGAGGAAGUGGACCGCGUCCUGCAGAGCCUGAGACGCAGCGACGCGCUGACAUGCUUGAAGGGAUGGAGGGAUGAGAGGUAUGACGUCAUGGCCAGAUACUGCGACGCCCCACUGAUGUCUAUGGAGCGAUCAGCAACCAGCCUGUUUGGGGUGAGGAGGUACGGCGUCCACAUCAACGGGUUCUGCCGGAGCGCCGACGGGGGGCUCAGGAUGUGGCUGGCCCGCCGCUCCGCCACCAAGCAGACGUACGCCGGCCGCCUGGACAACCUGGCGGCCGGCGGCCUGGCUGCAGGGAUGGGCAUCGGAGACACCGCGCUAAAGGAGUGUGAAGAGGAGGCCUGCAUCCCAGCAGCCAUUGCUGUGAAGGCUAGAUCGGUCACCACGGUGAGCUACACCUACGAGGAAGAGGAAGGAAUUUUUCCAGAGAGCCAGUUUGUCUUCGACCUCGAACUUCCUGCUGAUUUCCAGCCCAGAGUUGGUGACGGAGAAGUGCAGGAAUUCUACUUUCUGCCGAUGGAUAAGGUGAAAGAGAUGCUGGUCGGUGGAGACUUCAAACCAAACUGUGCCAUGGUGGUGCUGGACUUUCUCAUAAGACACUCCUGUAUAGAGCCAGAUACAGAGCCUUACUAUCAGGAGUUUGUGACGGGGCUUCAUCAAACCUUAUAGGAUUAAGAUCUGGAACACCAUAUACUCUUGAUGCUGUCAAAUAUAUUUCACCCUGUCCUGAAUAGAAAACAUUAAUUUUACCCAUUACUCCUAAGUAAAUACUGUGAAAUAAAUAUUGUUGUCCUUUCUUUUAAAUUAUAUAUAACCUUGUGACCUUUGCUUGAAGUCUCCAUUACAGUUGACCUCAAUAUUUCCAAAUCUUCAAUGAAGGGGAAGAAAUGAAAGGACCACAUGUGUGCAUAAGACUUUUCCUGACUGUCUUUGGAAGCUGGACAAAAAAAUAACAGCUUGCUAGUUUCUGGAUUUUGUAUUUAGGCGAGGUUGAUGCUUUAAAGAUUUUCAGCAUUUAAGUUUUUAACCAUUUAAGCAGUGUGCAAAAUAUGUGCAAUUAAUACAGAAGGGCAUGGCAGUGUCAUUUCCAAAGAGAUUAAAGUGCAUGAAAGAUAUUCUCAAAGGAAAGGUCUAAAACGAAAAGUUCAGGACGUAAACAUACAUUGAACAAACAGGCAGUCCUUUUAUUGAAAUCACUGCCAAUCUGAAUACACUAUCCAAUGUUUAUAGAGCUGUAAUAUUUAAACCUAAAUGUAAAAUAUCCCGGGCAUUAUGUUUGAGCCAAGUCAGCCAUUAGUCAACUAGAACCAGGCAAACCAAUGAAUUACAUGAAAAGGUUAUAGAAAAAACACAGAAUCUGUUAGUCUCAUUAUCCAGAGUAUGCACUUAUAUAUAUAUUUAUGGUUCAAGUCAAAUAAAAACAUUAAGCUUUUAUCUAUGUCAUACAUAUGUUGAAUCUAUGUCAUACAUAUGUUGAAA